Messenger RNA from Cherax quadricarinatus, 4017 nucleotides. The record is from RefSeq and is a predicted model, not a curated record. NCBI's taxonomy places the organism in Eukaryota, Metazoa, Arthropoda, Malacostraca, Decapoda, Parastacidae.
GGGGUUGGCAGGUUGGUUAUACAAGCAAGAUGACGGGUCUCAUGGGCCGCAGUCUCUUCAAAACCAGCGUGAGGUUAACCUCUGGCACUCCACUCAAGGAGAAGAAGUUUCAUGACAAGUUGUUGGUGAUGGCUUCGACGAGAAGCUGGGGCCCCCCACACCGUGUGCUUGGGGUCAGCCUGCUGUUGCUGCUUCUGUUGGUGUUCCUCCUACUGGGCACUGGCACAGAAGCCGUACGGAAACGAAACGGGAAGAAAAAACCAAAGCUAGCUAGCUGCCUCCAGGUAGAGGCAUUCAAGAAGAAACUGAAAGGGAACUUCUGCCCGUACACAGUUAGCAAGAUGGUGUCGUGUAAGGUGGCCAACGGUACAGAGACUUACACCGGUAAAGUCGCCAUCGGUAACCGUAUCCAGUUCAUGACGAUGACACGACCCCGAUACGUGACCUCGUUUAAGGAGGUGCAGGAGACGGACUACGGCUGUUGUCCUGGCUUUUACGGCGAUAAUUGUGAUAAUUCUUGCUUCAACUGCACGCAGAUCCACAACUUGUUGUCUCGGGUGCGAACGUUGGAGGCCAAGUUGCUACGGUCUCCUUCUGCUUCCCUCCCACCACUUGAUGAACCCGUCAUUGAGAUGGGUCUGCCUGAUACAUCACACGUUAAUGGUCACCCCCUCAACCAGGGGCGUGGUAGGGGGCGCAGCCGCUCCAGCAGCAGGGGUCGUGGGCGUGCGAGCACUAGCUCUAGAGGGCGUGGACGCGGCAGUGACAGGAGGAGCACAAGUAGACGGGAGGAUGACCCCCGCGGGGACAUCGAUAUCGUAGAGGAAGGAGGCACCGACGCCUACGAUGUUGCCUCAGCACGGCCCACCCUCGCCACCUCCCAGGCAGGCUCGGGCCAGUGUGCUUGUCCACCUGGUCCACCUGGCCCCCCUGGUGCACCUGGACGCGACGGACGGGACGGUAACCCCGGGACGCCUGGCUUGCCAGGCACACCUGGAAUUGUCACACGAGGGCCAGGAAGUGGUUUGGGUGGCGAAACUAACUACGUUGCUGGUCCACCCGGGCCACCAGGAUUGGCUGGGUCACCAGGACCCAGAGGCAUUCCCGGUCAUGAUGGCCGUCCUGGACCAGCAGGUCCACCAGGGCGUAAUGGACAGGAUGGCACCCCAGGCCUUCAGGGACCACUUGGCCCUCCAGGUCCUCCAGGUGAAAGCAUACACGGACCAAAGGGAAGCCCGGGUCUUGAUGGUCUUCCUGGUCAGCUAGGUCCUGCAGGUCCUCGAGGACUAGCUGGUGCCAUCGGCCCUCCUGGACCCAGGGGUGAACCUGGCCUUAAUGGCAUUGCUGGUACGCCAGGGCAACCUGGUCCAAAGGGCGAGAUAGGUCCUGUAGGAGCCCCAGGAACACAGGGUAGGAAUGGUCUCCCUGGAGCACCUGGACCUGUUGGCCCACCUGGACCUCCUGGCCCACCUGGACUUCCUACCCCUCUUAUUCCAGCUCGAGGGUUCGAUCAGUAUAUCCCUGACUAUGCUGGUGCUCUUGGAGAAGGACAUGAGGGUAGUGGCUAUGGGGUUGCUGUUGAUGAUGAUGAGUAUCCUCUUGGGAUCCCUGGCUUGCCCCGUCCCCGUGGUUAUCCAGGGCCUCCUGGACCCAAGGGACAGAAAGGUGAUCCUGGACGCCCAGGUCUUCCAGGCACGAAAGGUGACCGUGGAUUUGAAGGCUUACGUGGGUCUCCUGGCGAGCCUGGUUUGACUGGUCUGCCAGGGGAACGUGGCGAGCUGGUUUUCGCUGGGUUAUUUACAGAUGGUGCUGAUACACUUCCCAUUCAAGAACUGUUCCAGACAGUUGCACAUCUUCGAGAGAACCUGAACCUUCUUGAUGCUCGAGUACGAAUCUUGGAGACGGAACUACCUAAAAUUAUUGGUGGAUCGCCUAAAUGGCCUGGUAAAUUCUGCACUCCCUACACUGGAUGGUGCAGUCUCUACAUCUCAGCAGCUUCCUCCUCCCCACAGGUCAGGUUUGACCUACCCAAAUGAGGUUAACAAAAUUCCAGGAAGAGGAGGAGGAGUAAGAGUAUCAGAGUCACAGCCUUUGAUACCAGGGUCUUUUACUACUUCUAAAAUUGAAAGACCAUUAACACCUGAAGCACAAGACACUUCUCUAUCUUACGAAGAUCUCAAUACUGUAACAGAAGAAACGGAAGAAAGAGAUGGUCUAGGUUAUGACUAUAACUUUGACUAUAAGAAUUAUGACUAUGAUUACUAUGAAAAUGGUGCAACUAGAAGGAAAAGACAACCUGAUAAAAUUAAAUUGAGAAUGAGUAAAUGUAAUAAAAUGGAACUGUUAAUAGUUUACAAGAAGGUUUCUGAAGAAAGAUCAACUUCUGGAAAAGAAGGAGGAGUAAGAGUAUCAGAGUCACAGCCUUUGAUACCAGGGUCUUUUACUACUUCUAAAAUUGAAAGACCAUUAACACCUGAAGCACAAGACACUUCUCUAUCUUACGAAGAUCUCAAUACUGUAACAGAAGAAACGGAAGAAAGAGAUGGUCUAGGUUAUGACUAUAACUUUGACUAUAAGAAUUAUGACUAUGAUUACUAUGAAAAUGGUGCAACUAGAAGGAAAAGACAACCUGAUAAAAUUAAUAUUGAGAAUGAUGUAAAUGUAAUAAAUGGAACUGUUAAUAGUUUACAAGAAGGUACUGAAGAAAGAUCAACUUCUGUAAAUAUAAAGAAACAUAAAAGGCAAAACAAACCAGGAAGCACUACUAAAACUAAGAAAAUACAAAAGCAAAUUGCUUCUGAAAGACCAUUCAGGAGCAAAAGUCAUCACAACAGUUCAGGGGUUCAAGCAGAUAACAAAUCUGGAAGAACAAGACGACUGAAUUCACCAUCUAAAGGAAAGUCAUACAAGAUGACUCCCAUAUUAAGAAAUCUAACUACUCAAGAAGUUUUCCAGGACAGGAUGAGAAGCGCACUCAGGGUUCAGCAGCCACAUAAGAAUGUCAGGCGGAAGGAUAUUCAUCCCUUAAGGGGAGGUUUUUCUCACUCCCAAAGAUCAAAGAGGAAAUCUGGAUUCCCUUUCAGGUCAUUUGUAGAGGAUGUGACUUGGAUAUAACAUUUUUAAUUGUUAAAUGUUUUAUUCUUACACCACAAAUUAUUAGUCUUUAGCUCUGUAUUAUUUUAAGUGCCCUCGUGAUAAUUGUAUGAAUUACUUGUGUGCAUUAUCGAGAUGCAUAAUUAGCAGGAAAUUUUCCCACUUCUUCCAGUUUCAUUUCGACUCAGUUAUAUAUAUCUGCCUCUGGCUUUUCUCUAAAUAUAAAAAUAUGACAAGAUGCAAUGAAACACCCUAGUGUAUAAAGUAUGGUAAUUAUUUUUUUGUGCUCUUUCUUAAAUAAUUGUCAUGACAAGAAAAAUGCUUGAGUUUACUUGGUAUAUUCAUAAAACUGGUUUAUUAAUGGUUAAGAGGCUGGGCCUAAGAGCUGGAGAUUAAACCCAGUCAGGACAGUUGGGUAAGUAUAGUCAGUGACUACCAUGACAAGAGUUUCACCUAGUUCAGGUGUAGUCAAGCAAUUUAUCAAUUUUUCAGUUCUGAACUCUUUAAUUCAGUCGAUUGAUAAAUUAGCCAUAUUUCAAGCUUGGUGCAACUUCUUUAUUAAACUAUGUUUAUGUACAAAGUAAAAGCAUGUUUAAGAGAUAUAACUGAUGAAACAAAACAUUUGCUGAAAUCCUCAACAUUAGCAUUGAACACUUAGCACUAAAUUAUAAAAUUCAUCAUUGCUAGUUAUCCAUGCCAGUUCAUCUUUGAUUUCAAUAUUUGCACUUUGCUUAAGUCUGAAAAUGUAUUAACAAGAAGUUUGUGUAUUUUUUUAUCUGUAUACUAUUUUAUUUUAUUUAUUUAUUUUUUUUAGGAAAAUAAGUCACUUUGACUUUUUUUGGGUUAUCCUGGGUAAUUUACACUGUGUAUUAUAAUUGUAUACUUAUGUGUACCUAUGCCUAAAUAAAAUUACUAACCUAUAAA